Messenger RNA from Vigna umbellata (rice bean), 768 nucleotides. Lineage: Eukaryota; Viridiplantae; Streptophyta; Magnoliopsida; Fabales; Fabaceae. The record is from RefSeq and is a predicted model, not a curated record.
AUGGAGAGGAUCUACGAUGCCAAGAGGUGUCCGGAUGACAAUAGGCUGGCAUUUACUGAGUAUAUGUUGACUGAGGAGGCCAGUCACUGGUGGAAUAUCAUGAGGUUGAUAUUAGAAGGAAGUCAUAUUCCUAUCUCUUGGGAGGUUUUCAAGGGUAAGUUUUAUGAAGAGUAUUUCCCUAAUAGCGUGCGGUUCGCUAAAGAGGUGGAAUUUGUUCAACUGGUUCAAGGAGGAAUGUCUGUAUCCGAGUAUACAAAUAAGUUCAAACACUUAGUGAGGUUUAAUACUAUGGCUACUAGUGAAGAGUGGCAAUGUCCAAAGUUCGAAAAUGGGUUGAGAAGUGACCUUAAAUUGUUGAUCUCAAGUCUAUGUAUCAAGUCUUUUCCUACAAUGGUGGAGAGGGCCAAGCUGGUGGUAGGAAAGUUCUGCGUUCGAUGUAGAAAGAACAGUCAUGUGGAGAGCAAGUGUAAAAUGGGAAGGAAAGCAGUUUUAAGGCCUCCAAAUGCUGGAAGGAACCAGUCGAGAGGUAGUGGCCGAGCACAAGCAGUGGGGCGGGUUUAUGCAUUGACGGGGGCUGAAGCAGCAAGUUCAGAGGUGUUAGGAUUACCUCCUCCGAGAGAAGUGGAAUUCUCCAUAGAUCUGGUGUCUGGAGCAGGACCAAUAUCUAUAACGCCAUACCGAAUGGCUCCAGCAGAGUUGGCCGAGCUCAAGAAGCAGAGUGAAGAGUUAAUGGACAAGCAAUUCAUUCGUCCAAGUGCAUCAUCGUGA